Cadophora gregata is the source of this 2040-nucleotide messenger RNA. RefSeq lists its product as uncharacterized. Gene Ontology annotation, biological process: amino acid transmembrane transport. The transcript is spliced from 3 exons. Gene Ontology annotation, molecular function: amino acid transmembrane transporter activity. The record is from RefSeq and is a predicted model, not a curated record. The coding region runs from base 1 to 2040 and encodes 679 amino acids. Lineage: Eukaryota; Fungi; Ascomycota; Leotiomycetes; Helotiales; Ploettnerulaceae. Gene Ontology annotation, cellular component: vacuolar membrane.
AUGACGUCGAGAAGCAACCCGUCGAACUGGGACGAAUACCAAUAUGGUACUUCAGCUGGCCAUAGAGGCUCCGUGAGCUCCACCGGAGGCAGGAGUGUGAGAUUUGGGGACCAAGAGGAGCCGGAAUCUUCUGCUUUGCUUGGUACUCCUAGAGACAGAUCGGAAAGUGGUCAACAGGGAGAUCUUCGAAGACGCAGAUCCUCAAUAGGUCUCCGAUUAAAUUCCCUUGCACAGGUUGGAGGUGUAAACAGUAUCGAGAACUUUGCCAGAAGUUGGACUCGAGCUGCUGGUUUUCUCGAGGUUACCCCGCAUCGACCGUCGUUCAUAUUUACUGGGGAGCAGGAGCAAGGCAUAGAUGACACGAUUGAGUAUGGGAGGACGGAUGAGGAGUACGGACACCAUCCAAGAACGUCUUUGAUCAGGGCACAUCUGCAAGAACAUGGCAGUCCCGAGAAUGCUGUGGAGGAAGACUCCGUGUUUGAACCCGAAUCCGAUCCUACUACGCCGCGUCCGCUCGACCACAAAGCAUCUCAGAAGAUGCGACUUGGGAGUGAUAUGGCAAGUGUGCAGGGUAGUAUCAGAGGGAGCCCUUCUGUGUUUGCCAUCCCUCCACACCUGGCCACACCACUUUCUGGCGCUUCAGGGACUUCCUAUGGGACAAUACGAUCCGGAUUGAGCGAAUCGUCUAUGAUCCACGCAGGUCAAUUAUGGAAGCAACAACAAGCAAGACAAAGGAUACAUGGUGAAGGCGAUCGGGAACCUCUUCUCGUCAAGGAAGUUGAGCAAGACGGGAAGAUUGUUCUCGCUGUCGCCGGCCAGUCUACACUUCCACAGACUAUCUUCAAUUCCACCAACGUCCUCAUUGGCGUGGGGCUUCUCAGUCUGCCGAUGGGUAUCAAGUAUGCUGGUUGGAUAAUGGGGAUGGUAUUCCUUGCGUUCUCAGCGCUUGUUACAGCCUACACGGCUAAGAUUCUGGCGAAAUGUAUGGACGUGGAUGCCAGUCUGAUAACUUUCGCAGACUUGGCCUACGUCUCAUAUGGGCAAAAGGCGCGGAUAGCCACGAGUGUAUUGUUCAUGCUCGAGUUGCUGGCUGCGUGUGUUGCAUUGGUUGUUCUCUUUGCGGAUACCCUUGAUCUUUUGAUUCCCGGUGUUGGUGUUAAUGAGUGGAAGAUUCUGUGUGGUAUUCUUCUGAUACCUCUGAACUUUGCUCCAUUGAGACUGCUCAGUUUCAGUAGUGUGGUUGGCAUUUUCUCGUGUUUCUGCAUUGUUUCAAUUGUUUUCAUCGAUGGAUUCUACAAGCCGCACACCCCAGGAUCUCUCCGCGAGCCAGCAAAGACGUACCUAUUUCCCAGCAACUGGCUUACCCUCCCCCUCUCCUUCGGACUCCUAAUGUCUCCUUGGGGCGGUCACUCCGUGUUUCCCAACAUCUACCGAGACAUGCGACAUCCACAAAAAUUCGGUCGCGCUGUCAAAGUCACCUUCACCUUUACUUACGUCCUUGACUGUGCCACGGCUGUCGCAGGGAUCCUCAUGUUCGGAGACGGUGUGGCGACGGAGAUCACUGCCAACUUGCUCAACACCAAGGGCUAUCCCCGCAUGUUGUCCAUCAUCAUGAGUGUAUUCAUCGCCAUUAUCCCUCUCACCAAAGUACCUCUCAAUGCCCGCCCCAUCGUCUCAACAGUCGAAGCCAUCUGCGGACUCGACACACUGUCCGUGUCCGAUACACCAGUACUAACAGGUCUCUCCGGUUAUACACGUGGCAUCCUGCGUGUCAUCGUACGCGUCCUUGUCGUUGUCGUAUUCGUUAUCAUUGCUAUCGUCUUCCCGGCUUUCGAUAGCAUUAUGGCAUUUAUGGGCAGCUCCCUGUGCUUCACUAUCUGCGUCAUCUUGCCCCUCAUGUUCUAUCUAAAGAUCUUUGGCAAGGAGAUUAGUAUGAGAGAGAGGAUACUGGAUUAUGUGCUUAUUGCCUUCUGCUCCAUACUCGCUGUUGUGGGAACUGUAUGGGCUUUCUUGCCGAAGACUUUGAUUGGUGCUGAGUAG